Molecule: messenger RNA, 1023 nt
Organism: Diatraea saccharalis (sugarcane borer)
Lineage: Eukaryota; Metazoa; Arthropoda; Insecta; Lepidoptera; Crambidae
Source: the annotation of a GenBank genome assembly
AUGGCCAUGGCCAUACAAAAAAGCACUACCCCAGAUAAAGAAAGUUUAACUUCUAUGCUGCCAAUAACUUCGACGAUGUUACGUAUAUUAUUCCAUCUUAUUGGUGCACUUCAUUUUUGUUAUGGAUGUUAUUAUGAUUUCAUCUAUGUUAGAAUACCAAGUACAUCCUCUACAGUUACACCAUUUGGUGGUAAAUUAAAAUAUUUAACAUUCAUUAAUGCUAUGUUACAAACGGUGUAUUUCACUGUAGCACUAUGCAAUGACUUAUUUGGAAAUAAUGAGCCAACACAUUCAGAUAAACCAAUAGUUCGACGUAUCAAGGAUACUAUUUUUACAUCUCUUGCAUUUCCUUUAGCUAUGUUUGUUGGGAUUACAUUUUGGUGCAUAUAUGCAGUAGACCGGGCAUACCCACUAAAACCCACGCCCCUCAAGACCCCGACGACGUACGAUAACAACCCCAAAUGUGUUCAUAUCCCGCACAAUUGCCCGAAUUCCGGUCCGCUCCUUUUACGGGGCGGGUCCCACCACGAGUUGGGGAAAAAAGGCUCAGGAACAUACCAAUCUAAUUCCCCCGACAGGACAACGGGCGUGCAAUGCCCGGUGAGCGCGCAAACCCACCAGACUGCCCCCAGUCAAAGUCGUGACUCCAAUAGUGGCACGGCCCGGGCCCGGUCACUUCACACACCGAAAGGUGUGUGCGGCAGCCCGGCCCCGACGACUCCACUACCGGAGCGAGAUGAAAAAUUCCCUUCCUACUUGCGCAGGACGACUAUACCCCUGUCCGCCCCCCGGGAUCCCGUGACCGAGCAACCUGCUAAGCAGACUUUCUCCAUUCCGGCGCCCCGGGGGUUGCCCCUCGGUCAUUCUCACUGGUAUCUCUUAUAUGUAAGCGAUGUUAUGUCUGAAGUGAAUGGUGUGUUAAUGUAUGUGUAUAGGGUGCAGGCCCUAACCCCUGGACUCGAGAUUACGGAGGUUGGAGUUGCGCAUAACGCCAACUCCUCCCUCCCAUUCUGGCGGCGUUGA